AUGAGCAUUCCGGGAAUAGAUCCCUCGGGAUAUUACUUCAUGGAGUACCUGCGGGCUUGUUUGCUGCGGAUGGCAAUAGAAAUGCUGCGGCUGCCGAUCAGCACUUUGCUGCUGCUGCUGCUGGCAGCAGCGGGGCUGCGCCCCUUCCUCAGCUGCAGGCUACAUGCAGAAGCAGCAGUGCUGUCGCUGUGCUCGCUGCUGUGUCUGCUGGCCAUGCUGGCCACUUGGGCUUUUGCUGCUGCAGUUGAGCAGCAGCUAAGGCCCUCCAAAGUCCCCCACUAUUUAGUAAUGCGCUACCACAUGGAGUUGGGAGGCGAAGCCAAAGAGGCCUACCUCCAGGAGUUCACGCCCCCCUACAAGCUGCAGCCGCAGCAGGUCAGGCGCCGCUGCAGCAGCAGCAGCAGCAGCAGCAGCAGCAGCGGCAGCAGUAGCAGCGACAGCAGCAGCGGCAGCGGCGGCGGCGGAGUAAGUGCCUGGCCGGGAGUUUGUUCGCGCUACUUCUACGGAACCACUUUGCCGAAUAAACACCAGCAGCUGUUUUGCUUCUGGGCCAAUGGACCCACCAUUGUGAUGCGGGCUUUGGAGGCCUCGUACUUCUGCCAGCUGCUGGUGCUGGCGUGGUGGGUGCAGCUGCUGCGCUCCCACCCAGCCACUUGGCUGCGCAUCUCCUGGUGGGGAAGUGCUGCUGUGGGGUUUUUCGCUUUGCUGCACUUCGGGCUGCUGAAGAAAGUGCUGUACUCCACGCUGCUGGCGCUGCACUCGGGCAUGCUUGUGGACCACGUGCUGCUGGAAAAGGUUUGGGAAAUUCAAAGGGCCGAAAACGUGCGACGCACAGCCGAACUCGUAGACCGCCUGCGAGUGCAGUCAACACUUUUUGCAAUAAGUGAAGGCGGAGACAUCUUUUGGAAACAAAUGCAAAUCAAAGUUUUGGCGGUUUCGCGGGCCGUGAAGGACCAAAUGGUGGCCAUGUGGGCUUCGCUGGACGAAGAGCACUUGGGCCAAAUCGACAGAUCCAAACUUUUCAAAUUCCUCAAGUCCCAAGGCCUCGCAGUGCAGACGGAAGCAGACGUCAACGACUUUCUGCAAGUCUUCGACAGAACCAACAAAGGCGGAGUUGACGAAGAAGAGUUUUUCGUUUUGGCGUUGGUGGUCAAACAGCUUCUCGUCGAGCCCUUAGACAAAGACGCCUUGAGAGCUCUCUUUGAAGACAAGUAUGGAAUACCCUGGACAGCUCCCACGGGCAUUGACGUCAACAGCCUCGCCAGGAUCCUCGCAGAUAUUCGAGUGCACUGGUCCGAGGGCAAGCGGCGGUACUUGCUGGACUUCGUGGGGGGCAAAAGAGGCACUGCUGGAGUUGCUGCAGAAUUGUUUGUCUCGCAGCUGCAGGCCAUGGAGGAGCAAACUCUGCAGCCUUUCCAGCAAGCCGCUGGAGAGAUGCAAAGAAGGGCUCAGGGAGAAGGCGCAGAUCGAGUUUAA
This is a messenger RNA of Eimeria tenella, 1476 nucleotides long. RefSeq lists its product as uncharacterized. Gene Ontology annotation, molecular function: calcium ion binding. NCBI's taxonomy places the organism in Eukaryota, Apicomplexa, Conoidasida, Eucoccidiorida, Eimeriidae. The transcript has 9 exons. The coding region runs from base 1 to 1476 and encodes 491 amino acids. The record is from RefSeq and is a predicted model, not a curated record.